Molecule: messenger RNA, 2106 nt
Organism: Triticum aestivum (bread wheat)
Lineage: Eukaryota; Viridiplantae; Streptophyta; Magnoliopsida; Poales; Poaceae
Product: histidine-containing phosphotransfer protein 1
Exons: 6
Coding region: 1314-1754 (146 amino acids)
Biological process (GO): cytokinin-activated signaling pathway; phosphorelay signal transduction system; phosphorylation
Cellular component (GO): nucleus; cytoplasm
Molecular function (GO): protein histidine kinase binding; histidine phosphotransfer kinase activity
Source: RefSeq, a predicted model, not a curated record
CCCUUUUGUGCUAUUGUUAGACUUUGGCUGUAUACCUUUUGAAAUCGUGAGCACAAGAUAAAUUUUAAGUAAUCCUUCUAUCUGGAGAGUUUUUUCUUUCUUUCUGACUCAGAUCACAUAUAAGAACAAAUUGUUUUUGGAGACAUGAACAGUCAUUUAUGACAUUUGGCAAACAUGGUUCAAAGCAAUGAUUACAUGAUAAGAUUGCAUCUGGGCUGUCUAUCAGUUAUUUCUACUAAUUAGAAUAUCUGCUGAUGAGCUCCCUCAUGUUAGUAGAGGCACAUUUAGUUGACUCUUCACCCGUAUAGAUUGUUGAUGACAAUGGAUGCAAUCAUAGUAUAAAGCUCUCUUUCUAUUUUGUCAAACGGUUCCCUGUUGCUACACAUUUUUUUCUUCCAUUUAAGAGAUUUUAACACCUCAUAGUUUCUUCUUUUAUUUACUGCAUGCCUAGUUGGUCCAAAUGGUGUGACAAGAACAGUCAGUAGAACCAUGAUAUUUCAGUUUUCAAUCUUAGCAAAUCUGUAGGUUAACAAUAUGGUGGAAAUUUUGCCAUUGCUCUUAUUCUUAUAUGCUGCCAUUACUCCCACGCGCUGUAGCAAGUCCUAAAUCCACUAACCAUGCCUCUCAGGAAGUAUUGUUCAUUUUCAUGCCAUCUGACAAGAUAAUGAACUCGAACCAAAAGAGUGGUGUUGUUGUAUGAACAAUGAUGAACAUAGGUCAGAAACAAAAGAUGCAAUUAUGCGAAGAGCCAGAGCUUAGCUGUCCGGCCGUUGCAUAUAGACAAAACCAACAAGGGUCCCCGGCCUUUGCUCCAACAUCCAACAGCUGGACUGGAGUAUUAAGUAUCUGCCAGUGCUUGCCAACCUCUAAAGCUUUGUUGAGUACUGCUGUCAUUUUUGGUCUCUAGUAAUGUAAUUAUUAUGUUACUAGAAAACGUCACAUAGCUGUAAACAGGUAGGUAAAAGCUGGAGCAUAAGAGGUAUCCAGCUAAAACAUUUUGAAAUAAAAGGUAUCCCAUGAAACCAUGCCUAGCCAGUCAAAUCAAGUAAGGCAUUUAAAUGAUAGAUAACAUUUUUUAGAUGAGAAAGAACAAAAGAGGAAAUAAAUGAGAGCUAUAAAGAGAACGAAGGGUAGCCGUCCAUUGCCAUCCAUGGCUGCAGACUUGCAGUCCAACUCCCCUAUAUAUACUGCACCCACCGACACCAAUCUCCAUCCAUUCACUCCCAUUCCAUCUUCGCCCUCCCCUGUCCUCUCCUCUCCUCGCUUAGCUUUCUUCCUCCCUUGUAGCUCUAGUGUCCUUGUUGCGGGUAGCCAUGGCGGCCCCAAUGUUGAACCAGCCCAACAGCCUCCUUGCCAACAUGUUCGCUGCGGGUUUGCUGGACGAUCAGUUCCAGGAGCUGCAGAUGCUCCAGGAAGGGAGCGCCCCAGACUUCAUCGUCAAGGUUGUCACGCUCUUCUGCGAGGACGGCGAGCGUAUCAUCGGCGAGAUUGCCAAGCUGCUGGACAAGCCAUGUGUAGACUAUGACAAGGUGGGUGGUUUUGUGCGUCAGCUCAAGGGAAGCAGUGCAAGUAUUGGUGCUCUGAGAGUUAAGAACAGUUGCAUUCAGUUCCAUCAGUGUUGUCAGGAGAAGAGCAAAGAUGGGUGCGUGAACUCACUGGAUUCUGUGAGGAACGAUUUCUAUGAUCUGUGCAGCAUGUUCAAACUACAUGCUUCAGCCGGGCCAGCAGGUGCAGGCCUUAAUCCUAAACAGUAGACUUGAGCGAUAAAGCUGGAGCUGCAUGUUCUGAUGGUACAACACCUUUGAAGUCGUAGAACAUGCUCAACCUUGCUUAUAUAGCUUGGAGUCAUUUGCUUAUGUGGGGUCUGUAGCUGCCUAGUGGCAAGAUAAUCAUCUACUAGUAUCGAUGUCUUUGUUCUGAGUGGUCAAAUAAAAAAUUCAGUUGUGGUCGUUUUGCGGAUUAUUGGUGUCUUGGUUCUAGUCGGUUUGUAGAAAUGCAGCCGCAGUGUAAUCUUUACAAUAUUGUUUCUCGUUGAUCCGUGUAUCGACUGUGGUGGUAUAUUGUUGAGAACAUAUUUUAUCUAUCUAUUUUAUAUUAUAUUAUUAA